This is a messenger RNA of Laccaria bicolor S238N-H82, 2022 nucleotides long. RefSeq names its product SWI/SNF complex protein. Lineage: Eukaryota; Fungi; Basidiomycota; Agaricomycetes; Agaricales; Hydnangiaceae. The record is from RefSeq and is a predicted model, not a curated record. Gene Ontology annotation, molecular function: protein binding. The coding region runs from base 1 to 2022 and encodes 673 amino acids. The transcript has 3 exons. Gene Ontology annotation, cellular component: SWI/SNF complex.
AUGGACACUCCCAAGCGUUCCGGGUCAGCAGCGCCCAACUCCUCCGACGCAAAACGGAUAAAACUCACCGUCCCCCACCAAAACCAAGGAGCAAGCCCAGUCGACCCCGAAAACGCUUCUGGUAAACGUACAGAGCUGGACCCUAUACCCUCAGGCGACAUCGGGAACCUAACAACUGAGGGCUCAUUAUCUGUCCCUCCGACUGACGAGGACGGUGAUUCUGCAGACGAAAACGACGAUGAAGACCCUGCACAGCUAGAGGCUACGCGUCAGCGGCUGGAGGAGCAGGCGCGCAAAUACCUUGCGGCUCAGACGCACGAAGUCAUCAUCCCUUCUUACUCUGCUUGGUUUGACAUGUCUAAAAUCCACCCUGUGGAGCGUCGUGCGUUGCCGGAGUUCUUCAACUCGCGGAAUCGGUCGAAGACGCCCGCUAUUUACAAAGAUUAUCGCGAUUUUAUGAUCAACACGUACCGACUACGCCCUACCGAGUAUCUCACUGUGACGGCUUGCAGAAGGAAUUUGGCGGGUGACGUAUGCGCGAUUAUGCGCGUACAUGCUUUCCUAGAGCAAUGGGGGCUCAUUAACUACCAGAUUGACCCAGAUCAACGGCCAGCAGCACUCGCACCCCCUUUCACGGGGCAUUUCCGCGUUCUCCUCGAUACCCCACGCGGUCUGCAGUCUCUUCACCCUGGUACUCGGCCCACCAACCCCACUGUGAAUGGCCGACCGGUCCCAACAGGCUCAGCCGCACCUGCGUCACUCGAAUUACGAUCUUCUAUCUACCAAACCACCUCCAAAGCCUCGCGUCCCAUUAGCUCAACAGAAGCCAAAACUUUGGCCAACGCUAAUGGCUCCGUCAAGACUAACGGCACAGUACCAGGUGCCACCUCACACAGCUGCGACACUUGCGGGGUAGAUUGUACCCUUGUCCGGUACCACUCCCUCAAGGAUAAAAAGUUGGAGCUGUGUGCUCCGUGCUAUCUUGACGGACGAUUCCCCUCUACCAUGUACAGUGGUGACUUUGUCAAGCUCACCAGCGCCGGUGCAGGUGUGGCACAAGGGAGUGGAAAUAAUGAUGACUGGUCAGAUCAAGAAACACUUCUCCUCCUUGAGGGUGUGGAGAUGUAUGACGAUGAUUGGUCAAAAAUCGAGGAACACGUUGGGACGCGGUCGGCGCAGCAGUGCAUUCGGAAGUUCUUGGAGCUGCCGAUUGAGGAUCCAUAUUUGAACACAGAGGCAUCGAUGGGUCCACUGAGGUUUGGCCGGAUACCAUUCGAGCAGGCGGAUAACCCCGUCAUGAGCGUCGUGGCAUUCUUAGCUGGUGUGGUUGGCCCUGGGGUUGCAGCUGAGGCUGCAAAAACAGCAUUACACGAACUUACGGAUGGGGACUCAAAGAAGGCUACGGCAGAAGACAAAGCUAUGAUUGAAGACGAAGAUAAGAAAGAUGAAGACCGAAUGGACGAAGACACUGCUGUCCCUACCAAAGAAGAGUCAGUAGCACCCUCAGAAGGCGCUGCUGCUGAUGCCGCCACCACCUCAGCCGACGGUACUUCCACGGCUUCGGGCUCCCAAAAACCCAAACACACGCUUCCCCACUCUAAAGUCGUCCGCGCCGCCGAUCUAGCACUCAAAGCCUCCGCCCGCGCCGCACAAACCCUCGCCACAGCAGAAGACAAACAAAUCCGGAGUGCGAUCUCCAACCUCAUCAAACUGACACUAACAAAGCUUGAGCUCAAAAUGUCGCAAUUCGAAGAACUCGAGGAUAUCUUGGAGGAAGAAAGGAAAGGGCUGGAGAGUGCCAGGGUGGCGUUGGUGAAUGAGCGGUUGGGGUUGAAGAGGAUGUUGGAUGGGGUGCGGACUGAGAUUGCGAAGAACGGCAUUACGGGGAAUGUGUUGAAUAGUCUUGGGCAGCCGAUGGGGACGACAGGGCAAGGUGUGCUUGUUGGUGAGGUUAGUGCGGCGCAGAUGAUGGAGAGUGGUGGGGGGCCGAUGGCAGAUGGGGCGAUGUUGCAGUUGAGUUGA